Molecule: messenger RNA, 678 nt
Organism: Clonostachys solani
Lineage: Eukaryota; Fungi; Ascomycota; Sordariomycetes; Hypocreales; Bionectriaceae
Source: the annotation of a GenBank genome assembly
AUGAGUGGACAGGUCAAGACAAUCGCGCGCAUCCUGCAGGCAGCAGGUUCCGCUAUACAAGCAAAUGGCAACCUUGUCCUCCUUAAUGUGGAGAAUGGCCAUCUUGUAGAGAGGAUCUUUGACGGCGAGGACCUCAAAGACCAGAGACUGGUCGUGGAUGGCGUGAAAUCUGGCGCAUCUUCAGCCUUUGUCGUGUCAGACAACCAUGCCUUGAUCCUCUACAUUACAAAUGGGGGUGAACUCAAGGCUAGUGAGUUUGACCCCGACUCAGAGGAGUGGGAUGAGACUGAGCUCAAUGGCUUGGGCAAAAUCAAGGCCCAGCAGGAGAGCGGCCUCUCUGCCGUAACUAUCAAUGACUCCAUUCUGGUAUUUUACCAGGCACCAGAUGGCACGAUCAAGAGCAUCCGCCACAACCAGGGUUCCAAAACCUGGGAAGGCGGGUUCAGCGUUCCUGGCGCCGCUGAAAUCGGAACGCCUAUUGCUGCUUUCAACAACAAGGAGGCCUUGAUAGUCGCCUUUGUUGAGAAAGACGGAACAAUCCACGCUCACAGUAGAGACUUCGCUUCGGGCGACUGGACCGAAACCAUCCUUCCAAACUCGUCCUUCGACGAUAAGAUUGCCAAUUUUUCGGUCUCCCAGGACAUUACCUCGGGAGAGCUUGAUUCUUACGUACUCAUC